Solanum verrucosum is the source of this 984-nucleotide messenger RNA. Its product is annotated as stemmadenine O-acetyltransferase-like. Lineage: Eukaryota; Viridiplantae; Streptophyta; Magnoliopsida; Solanales; Solanaceae. The record is from RefSeq and is a predicted model, not a curated record. Bases 1 to 984 code for a protein of 327 amino acids. The transcript has a single exon.
AUGGAUAUCAAAGUUGAUAUUAUCUCUAAAGAAACAAUCAAACCAUUUUCUCCAAGUUCAAAGAGUCAUAAAAGCCACAAGCUUUCUCUUUUAGAUCAAAAGGCUCCAAAUUGUUACACUACAUUUGUUCUCUUCUACAACAAGAACUCAAGUAGUGAUUUGGAAAAUGUUAUAGAUUCUCUUAAGGUAUCCCUCUCGAAAACCUUAAGUUACCUGAACCCGCUUGCAGGAAGAGUUAAAGAUGGAAUCACAGUUGAAUGCAACGACCAAGGUGUUGAUUUAACGCGUGCCAACGUUCAUGAAGACAUGUCAAAUGUGCUUAUGAACCUGAAAAUUCAAGUCCUGAGAAAAUUACUCCCAAUGAAUCCAUUAACAAGAUCAGAUGAUAAUGUCUUGUUGGCACUACAGAUAAACUGUUUUGCUUGUGGAGGAAUUGCUAUAGGUGUUUGUGUUAGUCACCUUAUAACUGAUGGUUCAUCCAUCGCCACAUUUCUCAAAACCUGGGCAAGCAUUAUUCAGAGUCGCGCAGAAAAUGACAACAUUACUAUUUCAGACAAAUUGUUCAUAGAUUGUACUUCCAUCUUUCCACCGAAAGAGGUCCAUAGUUUUUCUAUGUUUCAAUUUGGGAAAAAAGAUCAACUUCAACCAAAAAUGGCAGCAAGAAGAUUCAUGUUCAAUGAGUCCAAUAUUUUGGCUCUGGACACGAAAGCAGAACGUUCAACUUCUCGAGUAGAGGCUGUGUUAGCCUUUGUAUGGGAAGCAGUUAUUGCAGCUAUGCAGAAAAGGAACAAUAAUAAUAGUAUUAAGAAUUAUGUAAUUCGAACUCCAAUAGACUUAAGGAGAAGAAUUCAACCUCCAUUACCUCAACAAACCAUGGGAAAUAUCAUACAUAUGGUUGAGGCAAAUUGGGAAGUUUCUGAGGGACCUUUAGACUAUAAGUUACUAGUGAAAAAAAAUUCAAGAUUCGAUAAAGAAUGUGACUAA